AUGUCGUCCAAGUCCUUCAAGUCCACCACCACCCUCGACAACGCCUCAACCCGCACAACGUCCUCAACAGCCUCGACUCUUAAGGGCAUGUUCACCAAGUCAUGGAAGCUGAAGGCUCCCGAGAAGGCGCCUUCAUCUCCGAAGCCUUCAAGCAAGAAGGCCCCAGCUAAGGACUAUACCGGUGAGGCUGUGCACCACGAGGCUGUUGCUCAGUAUCUGGCCCUUCGGUGA
This is a messenger RNA of Aspergillus fumigatus Af293, 231 nucleotides long. RefSeq lists its product as uncharacterized. NCBI's taxonomy places the organism in Eukaryota, Fungi, Ascomycota, Eurotiomycetes, Eurotiales, Aspergillaceae. The transcript has a single exon. The record is from RefSeq and is a predicted model, not a curated record. Bases 1 to 231 code for a protein of 76 amino acids.